CUGGAGUGCACCGAGACAACUUCGGUGCCCGAAACUUCCGGGGCGUGUUACACUCGGAUUUCCGCCAUGAAAUCGGCGACAAAUCUAGACCUGUGUUCCGAUCUCCUCGUUUGCUUUAGGAGUUGUAGCUCGAAUCAAGAGAACGCAGAAUGUGAUCUGAGCAUGGCCGGACUGGAUGUCGGCCGGAUAUACCAGAGAUGAUCCGCGGUCAUGUGAACAGGAGGCGAGGAUGGACAGCCAUAAACAUGCACAUCUCUUAUUCCUCUAUUCUUUUCUACUCUUACUGCGACACUCACAACGGUCAUCUGGUGUUGACCCCGGCACCUCACUUUCGGGCCCCAUCACGCCAUGCCACCAACAUCCACGCCGACGCCUAUGCCCUCCCCCGACCCCCGCAUCGGCAUGUGGCCGUGGGUCGGCUUUCUGACGCUCGCGCUCUCACUCGCCCUCCUGACCCUCGUCGUAGGCAUGGUGUGGAUGCUCGGCCUUGCACGCCGGCGCGCCCAGACGGACGCAGAGCGUGCCGAGACACGCGCGCUGCUCGUGGAGGCCGAGCGGGUCGGGAGCCAGUUCUCGCGAUUCUAGCACCACGCGAUGGCGCGACACGGAGAAGGCAGUGGAGAGGAGGGUCUCAUGCAUUUAGGGUUUGGUCUCGUGAAUGAGAGUGUACUGCCACGUCAUGCGACGUACGAUGUGUACUACAACGGACACCCCUUGAUCUGCGAAAGUGGUCAGCAAAGGGAAUGCGGAGGGGCAUGGGCAG
Molecule: messenger RNA, 763 nt
Organism: Cutaneotrichosporon oleaginosum
Lineage: Eukaryota; Fungi; Basidiomycota; Tremellomycetes; Trichosporonales; Trichosporonaceae
Source: RefSeq, a predicted model, not a curated record